AUGUCAAUCAGGCAUUUGGCAGCUGCCGCUCUCCUAACACUCACAGUACUGGCAUCAGUGAGAGCGCAAGUAAUGCCACCGUCAGACUUGAGGUUUAAGAUUUUAAAUGAAAACACAGUACAAAUGACAUGGAAACAACCACUGACAAGGAUCGAGGGCUUCAGAAUACAAGUAAUGUCUGAUACAGAUGAAACUGUUCAAGAAUUCACACUGCCUGCAACCUCAACCAAAACUUCCAUCAAUGAUCUGACACCUGAUGUGGAUUAUGUUGUUACGAUAAAUUCAUAUUCUGAAGCAGAAGAGAGUAUACCGAUCUCUGGUCAAAUAACAAUCCAAUCAAGCGGUUUUGAAGGAGGCUCCAGGAAACCUCAGGUCUCAGAUUCCAUCAAAUGCACUGUAGGUGUCAUUGCUGACCUUGUCUUCCUGGUGGACGGCUCUUGGAGUGUUGGGCGGGACAAUUUCAAAUUCAUCCGCAGUUUCAUAGGUGCCAUGGCUGGGGCGUUUGACCUUGGAGAGGACAAGACCAGAGUAGGUGUGGUCCAGUACAGUACUGACACCAGAACUGAGAUUAACCUGAACCAGUACUUCAAACGGGCCGAUCUGCUAAGAGCCAUUAGCAAUCUGCCAUACAAGGGCGGCAACACCAUGACAGGUGAUGCUCUGGAUUAUCUGCUGAAAAACAUAUUCACAGAGGCGUCUGGUUCCCGUAAAGGAUUCCCCAAAGUGGCUGUAGUUAUCACAGAUGGGAAAUCUCAGGACCCUGUGGAGGGUUAUGCCAAAAAGUUGAAGAAUGCUGGUGUUGAAAUCUUCACUUUGGGGAUUAAAGAGGCAGAUGAGGAAGAAUUGAAACAAAUGUCUUCCACGCCUUACAGGACACACGUUUACACGGUGCCAAACUUUGAUAUGAUUAAAGCUGUGGAGAAAUCGCUCAUUACGCAGGUGUGCACAAGUGUAGAUGAUCAACUGAACUCUCUGGUUAGCGGCGAGGAAGUUGUUGAACCAGCAUCAAACCUGCAAGUCACAGAGGUUGCGUCCAAGUCUAUGCGUGUUACAUGGGAUGCGUCUAUAGGGGAGGUGACUGGAUAUAAGGUACAACUGGUUCCCAUGAUGGCUGGCAGCAAACGUCAGGAGCUGUAUGUGGGUCCCACUCAGACCUCAGUGAACGUGAGAGAUUUGUCUCCUGACACUGAAUACGAGAUCAGCCUGUUCGCACUCAAAGGUCUGACGCCCAGCGAACCGGUUUUGGCGAUGGAGAAAACCCAGCCUGUUAAAUUAUCAUUGGAAUGUUCUCUUGGUGUGGAUGUUCAAGCUGAUGUUGUUCUCCUGGUCGACGGCUCCUACAGCAUUGGACUGGCAAACUUCGCAAAAGUACGAGCUUUCUUGGAAGUCCUGGUCAACACAUUUGAUAUCGGGGCUGACAAAGUUCAAAUCAGCUUGGUGCAGUACAGCCGAGACCCACACACUGAGUUCUACCUGAACACCCACCAUGACCUGAGCGCUGUCGUCAAAGCCGUAAGAACGUUCCCUUACCGCGGCGGGUCCACCAACACGGGCAAAGCAAUGACGUAUGUGAGAGAGAGGAUCUUUGUUCCAACCCGAGGUGCUCGUACAAACGUACCUCACGUUAUGAUUCUUAUCACAGAUGGAAAGUCCUCAGAUGCCUUUAAAGACUCAGCGGCUCGGCUUAGGAACUCGGACGUGGAAAUUUUCGCAGUGGGCGUGAAAGACGCCGUCCGGUCGGAGCUGGAGGCCAUCGCUAAUCCUCCAGUGGAGACCCACGUGUACACAGUAGAGGACUUUGAUGCCUUCCAGAGGAUUUCCAAUGAACUAACCCAGUCCAUCUGCCUGCGAAUCGAGCAGGAGCUUCUAAACAUCAAGAGGAGAAGUUUGAUUGCACCCAGGUCCCUGACCUUCUCAGAGGUGACCUCCAGGAGUUUCCGAGCUUCGUGGAUAACUGAUGCCGUGGACGUGCAGUCUUACCUAGUGCAGUACAGGCCUGCCGUGGACACAGAUGCAGGCUACAUCUCCCUCUCUGUGCCAGGAAACACUCCUACAGCUGUCUUACUUCACCUCACGCCUGUCACGAAGUAUGAAGUCAAAGUUUACGCCCAGUAUGAGAAGGGAGAAAGCUUCGCCCUAACUGACUUUGAGACCACGCUAGAAGAACAAGGAUCCGUGAACAACCUCAGAGUGUCCGAGGAGACCACCAACAGUUUCCGUGUCUCGUGGGGAGCAGCUCCGGGGGCCGUGAUGCGAUAUAGACUCACGUACGUCCCAGUCCAAGGGGAUACUAGCUUGCUAGAGACGGCAACAACUGGCCCUGACACUACCAUCAUCUUGCAACAACUUGACCCGAUCACAACCUAUCGUGUCUCUGUGGCGGCUGAAUACCCAGCAGGUGUUGGGCCUCAGAUGCAAAUCGAUGGAACAACCAAAGAAGAACGUGGCUCGCCGAGAGACCUGCGUGUUUCUGACGAGACUGUGUCCUCCAUGCAGCUGUCCUGGGCGGCUGCGCCAGGAAGGGUCCUUCAGUACCGUGUGUCUUACCAACACACAGCGGGCGGUGAGAUCAAAGAAGUGAUGGUUAAAGGUGAAACCACAGCGACGGUGCUGAAGAACCUGCAACCAGGCACAGAGUACCAGCUGGCCGUGAAGGCACGCUACUCCUCCGGGUUUGGAGAUCCACUGCAGGGCACAGGAACCACACUGGAGGAGUUGGGUUCCCCAAGAGACUUGAUAACCAGUGAUGUGACGGACACUAGCUUUAUGGUGUCAUGGACCGCCGCUCCAGGACGGGUGAGGGAGUAUCAUGUCAACUGGAGGUCUCUCUUUUCAGAGGAGUCUGGGAAGAAGGUGGUGCCUGGAGAUGUGACCAGAAGUCUGCUGGAGAACCUCACACCUGAAACACGUUAUCAGGUGUCUGUGUUCGCUUCUUAUGCCAGCAAGGAUGGAGAACCACUGGUGGGAGAGGAGACCACUGAUGCAUCUAUGUCUGGCAAGGCUUUAGUUGUGUCCGAUGAAACUGAGAGAACCAUGCGUGCGACAUGGCUACCCGCUCCAGGCCCUUUGGCCAACUACAGGCUCACGUAUAUCUCUCAGGCCGGCGGUAAAGAGAUGACCAUCAAGGUUCCAGCCAAUGUGACUACCACCAUGCUGAGGAAACUGCAGCCUCUGACCACCUACGACAUCACCGUGCAUCCCAUUUAUAAACGUGGAGAAGGAAAAGCAAGGCAAGGAGUAGGAACCACAUUGUCAUCAUUUAAAGCCCCAAGAAACCUGCAAACCUCUGAGCCCACCAAGACGAGUUUCCGUGUGUCUUGGGACCCCGCUCCUGGUGACGUACGUGGGUACAAAGUCACUUUCCAUCCCAGCGGUAAUGACAUUGAUCUGGGAGAACUUCUCAUUGGUCCUUACGACCACACUGUCGUUCUAGAGGAACUCAGAGCUGGAACUAAAUACUCCGUGGCUGUUUUUGGAAUGUUUGAUGGAGGUCAAAGUAUGCCGUUAGCUGGAGAGGAGAAGACCACCCUCUCUGAUGCACCUGAGCCCCCUCCUGUUAUGUCCUCUGAUGCUCAGUGUAAGACAUCAGCCAAGGCUGAUAUUGUCCUGCUGGUGGACGGAUCCUGGAGUAUCGGCCGUUUGAAUUUCAAAACCAUCCGUGCUUUUAUCGCUCGCAUGGUGGGCGUCUUUGAUAUCGGCCCAGACAGGGUUCAAAUUGGUUUGGCUCAAUACAGCGGGGAUCCCAAAACUGAGUGGCAUUUGAACGCCCAUUCUACUCGUCAAUCUCUGCUAGAGGCAGUAGCCAACUUACCCUACAAAGGCGGAAAUACAAUGACGGGUAUGGCCUUGAACUAUAUCCUCCAGAACAACUUCAAACCAAACGUGGGUCUGAGACCCGAUUCUCGUAAGAUUGGGGUCCUUGUUACCGAUGGAAAAUCUCAGGAUGAGAUUAUAGUGAAUUCUCAGAAACUGCGAGACUCAGGCAUCGAACUAUAUGCCGUUGGGGUAAAGAAUGCAGAUGAAAAUGAGUUACGAUCCAUUGCCUCCGACCCUGAUGAGAUCCACAUGUACAACGUCAAUGACUUCUCCUUCCUGUUGGACAUUGUGGAUGACCUCACAGACAACCUCUGCAAUAGUGUUAAAGGCCCAGGAAGCGGCCCAGGAACACCCACUGACCUGGUGACUUCAGAGGUGACACACUACUCAUUCCGCGCUACCUGGAUGCCACCUGACGAGCCAGUGGAGAGGUUCCGUAUCGAAUACGUCCCUGUUGCUGGAGGAAAGACUGAAGUGAUGUUCGUUGAUGGGGAAGAAAACACAAUUGUCCUGGUCAACUUGACUCCCAUGACCGAGUAUGUUGUCCGUGUUUUUGGCGUGAUCGGUGAGGAGAGCAGUGAGCCUUUGAAAGGAACUGAAACCACAUUGCCACUACCUGCCGUGACAAGCAUGACAGUGUAUGACGAGGCCCUGACGUCCAUGCGGGUCAGGUGGGAGCUUGUGGGCGGGGCCAGCGGGUAUAUGCUCAUCUACAGCGCCAUCAAUGCCAGCGAGCCCUCUGGAAAGAUGGAGAUGCGAGUUGGUGCAGAUGUGAAUGACGUCCAGCUAUCGCAGCUGCUUCCAAACACGGCGUACUCCAUCUCCCUGUACGCCCUGCACAGAGAAGCAACCAGCGAACCCCUCAUCGACAGAGGAGUCACUUUGCCUCUGCCUCCAGCUGGUGAGUUGAGAAUCACUGAAGUCACUCACAGUUCCAUGCGUCUUACCUGGGAUGCAGCUCCUGGAAACGUCAGGAAGUACAUCAUCAUGUAUAAGCGAGAGGACGGAGAACAGAAAGAGGUUGAGGUCAUGGGUGACAUCACCACCCUGGUUCUGACCAGCCUCCGCUCACAGACGGAGUAUGAUGUUACUGUCACUCCCAUCUACGACGAGGGUCCAGGAAAUCGAAUGCCUGGCACCGCAAUAACUGAUGUUGUUCCUGCGCCCAAGAACUUGAGGUUUUCUGAGGUGACCCAGACAUCAUUUAGAGUCACGUGGGAGCAUGGAGCACCAGAUGUUGCGCUGUAUCGCAUCGGUUGGACCAAGAAGGGAGAGAACAACUUCAAAUAUGACAUCCUGAGUCGCGAAGAGACGACACAAGUUCUGACGGAAUUAGACCCAGACACAAUGUAUGACGUCACCAUCACAGCAAUCUAUCCCGAUGAGUCUGAGAGCGAGGACCUGAUGGGAAGCCAACGCACAUUGUCAAAGAUCAUUACACCUGUGCCAACUGGACCACCACAAAACCUCCAGGUCUUCAACGCCACCACCACCACUCUCACAGUGAAAUGGGACCAUGCACCAGGCCCGGUCCAGAACUACAAAGUCACCUACCAGCCCGUUGCGGGAGGAAAACCGUUGUCUGUUCAGGUUGGUGGAAAGAAGAACAGUGUUAUUCUUCAGAAACUGACUCCUGAUACGCCAUACUCCAUCACAGUGGCUGCCGUCUAUCGCACUGGAGAAAGCAAAGACAUUUCCGGACAGGGAAAGACAAAGCCUUUAGGAGGAGUGAGAAACCUGCAGGUGCUGAACCCUACCAUGACCACGCUGAACGUCCGUUGGGAACCAGCAGAAGGAAAAGUGAAGGAAUAUAAGGUCAUCUACGUGCCUGCGGCUGGUGGUGCCACAGUCAUGGUAGGACUGGAAGGACUUAAUCAGGUAUCUGGAACCACCACGACCACUGUUCUGAGAGGCCUUCAGCCUGAUACUCUCUACACCGUCAACUUGAUUCCUGUUUAUGCAGAGGGAGAUGGACAGAGAAUGUCUGAGAAUGGAAAAACAAGAGCUCUGGGUGGUGUGAAGAACCUGAGGGUCACUGACCCCACAAUGACCUCUCUGAACGUCAAAUGGGAGCCUGCGGAUGGGGCCGUGCGCCAGUACAAGAUAUUCUUCAUCCCUGCGGCAGGAGGAACUGAAGCAAUGGAACAAAUACCUGGUACCCAGACUACCAUAGUUCUAAGGAACCUGCAGCCUGAUACUCUCUACACUGUGUCUGUGGUUCCAGUGUACCCCGCCACAGAGGGCAGACGCCAGUCUGAGAAUGGAAAGACCUUGCCUCUUGGAGGGGUUACAAACCUCCGUCUUACUGACCCCACCUUCACAACACUCACCGCCACCUGGGAAGCCGCCGAUGGCAACGUGCAGGGCUACAAAGUGCUAUAUGUGCCCACCAAUGGAGGAACAGAGCUCAUGGAGCAAGUAUCUGAAAGCACCACAACAUUAGUGAUGAAAAAACUCAUGCCAGACACAAUGUACACAGUGACUGUAGUGCCGGUGUUUGCUGAAGGAGAUGGACCUCAACUCUCUGAGAAGGAAAAGACCAAGCCUUUGGGUGGCGUGAGGAACCUGCAGGUAACAGAUCCAACCAUCAGCACCUUGAAUGUCCGCUGGGAGCCGGCGGAAGGCACUGUGCGGGAAUACAUCGUCAUUUAUGUUCCUGCUGGUGGUCAAGAUCAAGAAGUGGAUCAAGUGUCUGGAACCACAACCUCUACUAUUCUGAAGGACUUAGAGCCUGACACGACUUACACUGUGACUGUGGUGCCAGUCUAUGCUGAGAUGGAGGGCAAACCUCUUUCAGAGAAUGGCAAAACAAAACCGCUGGGUGGAGUUCGCAACCUUCAAGUCACCGAUCCCACCAGCAGCACCCUCUCGGUACGAUGGGAGCAUGCUGAUGGUAACCCUCGAAAUUACAAGGUUUUCUACAUCCCACAGCCUGGAGAUGAUGAGAAGAUGGAACUAGUGUCCGGUGGCACAACAAGCACCAUCCUGCGUAAUCUCAACGCCAACACAUUGUACAAGGUCACAUUGCUGCCCAUGUAUGAAAAUGAUGUUGAAGGAAAACGUCAGUCUGACAAUGGAAAGACAAAACCUUUGGGAAGUGUGAAAAACCUACAGGUGACGGACCCAACUGUGAACUCUUUGAGGGUGCGAUGGGACCCGGCCGAUGGAGAUGUCCGUCAGUACAACAUCAUCUAUGUGCCUCUUGCAGGAGGUGCUUCCAGCACGACCCAAGUGUCUGGAGUGUCAACCAAUACUAUUCUAAGGAACCUGCAGCCAGACACGGAAUACAGAGUUACCGUAAUGCCAGUUUACACUGACGCCGAAGGAAAGAAACAGUCUGACAAUGGAAAAACAAAGCCUCUGGGUGGAGUAAAGAACCUGCAGGUCACCGAACCCACAACCAGCUCAUUAAAGGUGCGCUGGGAGCCAGCUGAGGGUAACGUCCGCCAGUAUAGAAUCUUCUACGUGCCAGCAUCUGGUGGUGCUGAGGACAUGGAGCAAGUUUCUGGAGGAACAACCAACACCGUGCUGAGGAACCUUCUGUCGGACACUGUCUAUACAGUGACUGUGGUGCCUGUUUAUCCUGAGGGAGAUGGACUCCGUCAAUCUGAGAAAGGAAAGACUCUUCCACGUUUCCCUCCCAGAAACAUUGUGGUCUACAACCCGACUCCUAACAGCCUGAACGUGCGCUGGGAGCCCGCCUCGGGCCUGGUGCAACAGUACAAGGUCGUCUACGCCCCACUGAGUGGCAUCCGGCCUCUUGAAUCGGUUCUCGUUCCAGGAAAUAUCAACAAUGCUUUCCUGGAUCAACUCAUCCCGGAUACUCCGUACGCAGUGAGCGUAAUGGCCGUGUAUGCAGACGGACAAGGCCCGGGAAUUGAAGGGAAAGGAAAAACACUACCACGAGCUGGACCCAGGAAUUUGCGUGUCUUCGAAACCACCACGAGCACGAUCAGCAUCGGCUGGGAUCACGCAGAAGGUCCCGUGCAACAAUAUAAGAUUGCAUACGCUCCAAUGACAGGGGAUCCCAUCACAGAAUUCAGUGCUGUUCCUGGCAACAGAAAUAAUGCUAUCCUUCAAAACCUGCUUCCUGACACGCCGUACAACAUCACAGUGACGGCGAUUUAUGCUGAAGGACCUGGUGGAUCCCUGAAUGGAAACGCAAGAACACUUGGCCUGUUGGCCCCUCAGAACCUGCGGGUCUCAGACGAGUGGUACACGCGCUUCCGUGUGUCCUGGGACCCGGCACCAUCUCCGGUCAUGGGUUACAAACUUGUCUACCAGCCAACAGAUAAGGAUGAGUCUUUGGAGGUGUUUGUUGGUGACGUCACCACUUAUACCCUACACAAUCUGCUGCCUGGCACCACGUAUGAUGUUCAGGUGUACGCACAGUACGAUGGUGGUGUGAGCAAAGCCCUCAUCGGACAAGGGACAACAUUGUACCUCAAUGUCACCAACCUGGAGUCAUAUGACGUUGGCUAUGACAGGUUCUGCAUUAAAUGGACACCUCACCGUGCUGCCACAUCUUACAGAAUCAAGCUGAACCCCCUGGAUCCCUCAGCUAAAGGCCAGCAGGAGAUCACCAUCACCGCAGCUCAGAGUCAAUACUGUUUUGAGGGCUUGAGUCCAGACUCUCUCUAUAGCGCUACUGUGUUUGUCCAGACCCCCAAUCUAGAGGGACCCGGAGUCAGUACCAAAGAACGCACCCGUGUCAAACCAACACCUGUGCCAACAAAACCACCCACACCCCCUCCUCCACCCACCAUACCCCCCGGUUGGGCGGUGUGCAAAGGAGCCAAGGCAGAUGUGGUUUUCCUCAUUGAUGGCUCGUGGAGUAUUGGAGAUGACAGUUUCAGCAAAGUUAUCCAGUUUGUCUUCAGCGUUGUCGGAGCCUUUGAUGUUAUUGGUCCAUCAGGAAUGCAGGUGUCAUUCGUGCAGUACAGCGAAGAUGCAAAGACGGAGUUCAAACUCAACGCAUAUAAAGACAAGGGUACGCUGCUCUCCGCUCUCAAACUCAUCCGCUACAGGGGAGGAAACACUAAGACAGGUGUUGCUCUGAAGCAUGUGUAUGAGAAGGUCUUCACUGUGGACAGUGGAAUGAGAAGAAACGUGCCGAAAGUUGUUGUUGCUGUAACAGAUGGACGUUCUCAAGAUGAUGUGCAGAAGAGUGCUGCUAAACUGCAGCACGCUGGUUACAGUGUGUUUGUGGUCGGCGUGGCCGAUGUGGACUUUGUUGAGCUGCAGAACAUUGCGAGCAAACCGAGCGAACGCCAUGUCUUUGUGGUGGAUGACUUUGACGCCUUCUCCACCAUUCAGGACAAUCUGGUCACGUUCAUUUGUGAAACGGCUACAUCCUCCUGCCCAUUGAUUUAUGUAAAUGGUUUUACAUCGCCAGGAUUCAGAAUGUUGGAAGCCUUCAAUUUGACUGAAAAGGUGUACGCUAGCACCAAGGGUGUGUCUAUGGAACCCGGUUCUUUCAACAGUUACACCGCCUACAGACUCCACAAGAACGCUUUUCUGAAUCAGCCUUCACUAUAUAUUCAUCCGGACGGUCUGCCAUCCACAUUCACCAUCAUUCUGACGUUCCGACUGCUGCCAGACUCACCGACCGAAGCCUUCGAUAUCUGGCAGGUGUCGGACAAGAAUUACAAACCUGAGACCGGUGUCACCAUUGACCCGUCCGGUCAAGCGGUUUCGUUUUAUACAAAGGACACUACAGGCGAGAUCCAACGAGCCACAUUUAAAAACGAUCAUGUGAAGAAAAUUUUCCAUGGAAGCUUCCACAAGCUCCACAUCCUGGUGUCUCCCAAGAGCGUCAAACUGCACGUGGACUGCCAGGAAGUGGCUGAGAAGGAGAUUAAACAGAGAGGAAACAUAUCGACAGAUGGAUAUCAAGUGCUCGGCAAGAUGUCCAAAUCUAUCGGUUCUAAAGGAGAAUCGGCAACCUUCCAGCUCCAGAUGUUUGACAUUGUGUGCAGUCUCGGAUGGACCAGCAGGGACCGAUGCUGUGACCUUCCUUCAAUGAGAGAUGAAUCCAAGUGUCCUUCUCUUCCAAACGCCUGCACAUGCACUUCAGACAGUACGGGGACUCAGGGCCCUCAGGGGCCAGUGGGUGCACCAGGAAGCAAAGGACCCCGGGGUGAGAGGGGAGAUCCAGGUCAAAUUGGUCCAGUUGGGCCGCGUGGAGAAAUGGGUUUGCCUGGUCCGAUGGGCCCUCCAGGACCACAGGGACCCAGUGGGCUCUCCAUCCCGGGCGAGGCGGGUCGUCCAGGUCCAAAGGGAGAUCCGGGCGAUGCUGGCUUACCUGGACAGAAAGGUCCACCAGGACCAGCUGGUGCUAUUGGGCCUGUUGGACUGGCGGGAAUACGGGGACCCCCAGGCAAGGAGGGGCCAGUGGGACCCCGAGGCCCUCAAGGACCUAUGGGACCCCCAGGAGCCCCUGGAAUGCCGGGACCCACUGGAAAGCCUGGAAAAUCUGGAGACACAGGUGUUCCGGGGCCUUCGGGGGUUAAAGGAGACAAAGGAGAACGAGGAGACAUUGCAUCGCAGAGCAUGAUGCGUUCUAUUGCCAGACAAGUUUGUGAACAGCUUGUGAAUGGGCAAAUGGGUCGAUUUAAUGAAAUGCUAAACCAGAUCCCCAGUAACUAUCACAGCAACUCUCCUGGGCCUGCUGGCCCCCCCGGACCACCCGGACCCCAGGGACCACGUGGAGAGCCCGGUCGGAUAGGCAGAAAUGGCCAGCCAGGAAGUCCAGGGUUGCCUGGUAGCCAGGGAGACCGAGGAUUGACCGGAGAAAAAGGAGACAGAGGAAGUCCAGGCAUUGGAGAGAGAGGACAAAGAGGUGCCACCGGACCACCUGGCCCACCAGGUGAGUCCAGAACUGGUCCCCCUGGUCCCAGUGGUUCCCCCGGCAACCGUGGUCCACCUGGUCGCAAUGGUGUCGCCGGAGUACGGGGUCCACCCGGCCCAACAGGCUACUGUGACUCUUCUCAGUGUGUCGGAAUUCCAUAUAACGGACAGGGUUACAGAGAACAGUUUCCACCUGACGCUGAGCGUGUAGUCCCAAUACCUGAAGAAGACUUUGAGAUAUCACCAAACCAGCGGCGCAAGAGAUCACUGCCUGAGACGAGAUCCAAAAGGAUAGUCUGGUAA
This is a messenger RNA of Myxocyprinus asiaticus (Chinese sucker), 10968 nucleotides long. Its product is annotated as collagen alpha-1(XII) chain-like. The coding region runs from base 1 to 10968 and encodes 3655 amino acids. The record is from RefSeq and is a predicted model, not a curated record. Gene Ontology annotation, molecular function: protein binding. NCBI's taxonomy places the organism in Eukaryota, Metazoa, Chordata, Actinopteri, Cypriniformes, Catostomidae. The transcript is spliced from 77 exons.